CAUCAGCUUUAAUGCAGCCACCGCGUUGCGUCACGAGGGAAACAGUUUGGAAAGCCGCUGCUGCUGUCAAUGCCAAUGAAAACUGAAACGCCUUAGAGAGGACUCGGUUGUUGAGCUCCGCAUCGGGUUAUGCAGUCGCAAUUUGAACGCCUAACAAAGAGCAUCUCUCGUCUCUCAGUACACAGACGGUGAUAGAUGUUUGCUAUGAGGGUCAACAAGCGCGACAGUGGAUGUGUCUUGACUUUCGUGCUUUUUACAGCGCUGCGCGGUGUUGCAAGAGGAUAUGUCACGUAUGGUAACGGGGCGACGUGGGAACGCGAGUUACCGCGUUGCGCGGGCAGCAGUUCUGCCUGUAGCAUCGUCCACCACCGGUACUGGCAGUCGCCGCAUGAAAUUCGCCUCUGCCGCUGUCCACACAGAGACGCUUGUCCAACAGGUUUCGGUGAUGAUCCAGCUACAACUGUCAACAUAACCAGGCGAACUCAGCUAAAGAUGUGUCCUUCGUGGAGUCCCGAAUCUUGCUCAGACGGAGCUUUGGCCUUAGUCAUGAGGACACAGAGGAAAAUACAAGGGCCCAGCAAUCGCCGGAAACAGCUCCAUGUUGAUGUCCGCUGCCGCUGCUCGCACACCAGCGGCACAUACUACAGCAGGACACACGGCAAUAAUACGGCCAAUAUCACUCACUACGAGCAGCAUCAACACUUUAAAUGCAUGCCACUUUCAGACUGCAGUGCAGGAGACUUCUGUGGUCAUGUGGCACGGGACUACUACGCCACAUACAAGAGAUGCCACUGUCCUGCAGGCCACCUUUGCACAGUCCCGUACUUCAACAGAACAAUAGUAGCUGCUGUACGGGAAGUUAUGUACGAAGCGCCAGCCUACCGUGCACUUUGCUUACCCCGAACAUGACAUUUUUAAAACCUGAAACACGUGUUGGGGCAAAAUCCACAAGUCUAUUCUUUUUGUGCGAGUGUUGUGUGUAAAAGCAUGUGCUAUGCCAAUAGUACAACUACCAAAAAACGAAGCAGCAUCAACAAUGUUCCAAACAGACACAGUUAUCCAGGACUGCAUGCAAGUUCAUGGCAUGUUGCAGGAACAAAUAACGUAGUAUUUUUUACAUACUGUAGUUAAUCCUUAAGGCCCCUGGUUUUCUGCUGCGGCAAAUUCAAAAUUCCGCGGCACUGACUUGUAAAUUCCGCGAUUUUCCGCGACAAGGAGUCAAUGGCUGCUUGAAGCGGGAAACACUAUUUCCUUAGAUAAUGUAGGUACAAAAAGUAUUUUAUAAACCUCAGCAUUACAUGAUACCUUGUAAUCUCCUCUGACAACGAAUGCUGUUGUCAGCUACAACCAUUUUAUACCUACUGAAAAAUAUUUCAGCAUCUGCAAAGUUUAUAGGAAUUGACACAUACUUGAUCGAAAUAGACGCUAAAUUCGGAGCAAACACCCUAAUUCCGUUCCAAAACUCAAUCAUUGUAUUUACUCGCAUAAUUUGCGCACUUUUUCUCCCUAAAAAUCGGAAAAUUUAGGGGUGCGCAAACUGCGCGGGAACGUUCGUUACGAUAUUCAAACGACGCAAAAUUUCGAAAUUUUAGUAUGCGGGUCAUAUAAGCUCUAGGGAGGGCCGAUACUGACGUUAUCACUGCAUUGCACGAGCGCAAAAGAAGCACCCAAAUACCGCGUAACCGCCGACGGUCGGGAGGCAAAACGGCAGCCCACUACCGCUCAUAUACCGGUGAAAUACGUCGAGACGCUGCUGGGAGACGCAAACAGUCCACACUUGGGAACCGAAAGCACGCCAUGUCCGCAAACUUGUCAUGUUGUGCUGUAAGGUUUGCGGAAAGAAACGCUGGGUCCAGCGUUUCUACAGUAUUGUCCAUCGCGUCAGCGGCCCAUCACUCGAAAGUGCGCGUAAAUCAAGCAAAAUCACCGCAAUAUAACUUCGGUAGCACUGACGGCGUUGCGAAAGGUAAUCGGCACGGUCGCUGAGACGCGCGCGCCAGAUAUCCGCGCACGAAAACGCGGGUGCGCAUAUUACGCGAUUAUUUGCUUUCUUGUAAUUUUUAGUGCUAAACUAAAAAAAUAUGCGAUGCGCACAUUAUCCGAUGGCACAAAAUACGCGAGAAAAUGUCGAAGGGUCCGUGUACCUUGGAGCAGUUGGAAGCGUGCGCAGCACGCGCUCUUAACUGACGUUAUUGCGCGGAGCGUGCAAUACUUCUCCUGCGACGCUGCACGUCGUAGGAACUGUCCACAUCGCGCCAAACGCGUCCUUCGACCGAAUCGGAUUUCCGCGGAACUCCGCGCAAAACGCCGCGAAAUUCCGUGCCAAACGAAGGAUUCCGCGAUGGAUUCCGGAUUCCGUGAAAUUUCGCGGAAUCGCGGAAAACCCGGGGCCUUAUUAAUCCUACACAAUCCAGCUUCUACGUGCGACAUCACAGAGCCAUUUACACACUUUACACUUGCGCCCCAUGACUUUAUCUGCACGCUUUCAGUUCAGCGUUUUACGUAGUUUGUUUCAAAAUAUGCACGUUGCUUGUCAGGCUAUAAAUAGAGUCUAGGCCCAAACCAAAGCUUCAAAAAAACUACUACACGAAACCUUACGACAAUUAAAAUUGCCGUGUUUACCUUCAAAACAAUUGACCAUUAGUAGAUAAAAUUCUACAUACAAUAUAACCGAAUGAAACUUCAGCCGCACAGACUGAUCAUGAAAGCAGCACUCAACAUAGACAAAGACGAGACAGUACGAUGCCAUAUACAGUCCAUACGUACGAUAUCACGCACCGCAGGAUACCAAAAUGAUCCAGGAUCGUUCUGGAAUCAUGGUCUACCAAUAACAUCUACCUCAUAUAAGGACAUCAAUGUCAAUCUCAUACUUCAGGUGGCCAGCUCCAUACUUUCUUUUGAAGCAACUUAAUUUAAAGCUAUCACAGCAUACUAGACAGAUCCCGGAGGAAAGCAGACAGAGGUUUCACUGAAAUCUACUCCAGUCUUUAUUUUGUACAGGGACUCCAAAAUCAUUGCAGUCAGGCUGCAGGUAUGGAAGGCCAUGUGGGGUAAAACACGUAACGAUUGUGAUCACUCCUACAAUGUUGCAGCAAAAUAAGUGCAGGGCAGCUUUCAAUGAAAAAUUGAGAUUAGAAGCUAGUAUGUAGUAAGAUUAUACAAAAAAAGGCUGGGAGAUUUGCUUUAAUACAUAGAAUGCCAGCUACCAGCACCAAUGACCAUGAUUAUUUGCCUCAACCCAUGUUUUUCUCGUAUUUCAAGUACUGUUUUUGUGUGGAAAAUGGAUUUUGUGGCAGAAAUGCCUGGAAAAAUGGGAACUUCAAUUCACAAAAGAGGUUGGAGGUUUGAUCUUAGAUUAGGUGAAGUGUAUAAAUUGUUCGAGCAGUGGCUAGCUACAAGAGGAAUUCAAAGUCAUGUGGAGCUCUGAAUAAAUCUGUUCACGUAGA
This is a messenger RNA of Ornithodoros turicata, 3446 nucleotides long. RefSeq lists its product as uncharacterized. The record is from RefSeq and is a predicted model, not a curated record. NCBI's taxonomy places the organism in Eukaryota, Metazoa, Arthropoda, Arachnida, Ixodida, Argasidae. The transcript is spliced from 4 exons. Bases 196 to 909 code for a protein of 237 amino acids.